Trichomonas vaginalis G3 is the source of this 717-nucleotide messenger RNA. RefSeq lists its product as uncharacterized. NCBI's taxonomy places the organism in Eukaryota, Parabasalia, Trichomonadida, Trichomonadidae. The record is from RefSeq and is a predicted model, not a curated record. The transcript has a single exon. The coding region runs from base 1 to 717 and encodes 238 amino acids.
AUGUUGGAGAAUCUGUUGAAGAACAGCAGCAACAAGUUGAAGAUUGUGAACAAUCAGCUAUGGGUUGAUUUUUCAAAUUAUUCAUAUAAUGCUAAAACAGCAGAAUAUACACAAAGAUUAAAAUAUGGAGAUUUAGAAAUAGUUUUGAAGAAUGGUAAAUUUGAUUUUGUUUCUAAAAAUGGUGCAGUCAUUUCUAACAUCAGAGAAAUUUUAUUCAUGAAUUCAAAAUUAAAAGGUAUCACAGAUGAUAUAUCAAAAAUUGACCCAGCCGAGCAAAGAUAUUAUGCUUUAAAUGCAUUUCCAAAAUUAAUUAAACUCGGUAAAUUUGAUUUAAAUGAAAAGUUUAUUCAAGACUUUUUAGACAAUAUUGAUCUCAAAGCUGAUAAAACUUUUGUUGAUAAUGAAUUAGAAAAGAAAGCUAAUAAAGAUUGGGUUGAAUUAAAGAUAAAAAGAACUACUAAAAUUCCUUGUUUAUAUGUUUAUGAAUUCUUAACUCAAAGAAUCUCUUAUGUCAGAGAAAUUGUUGGUUAUUAUAAAAAUAAAGUACCAGCUCCUGUAUCAUUCCCUUCAGGUAUCAAAUUAAAAGGUAAAGAUUUAGAAAGUCAAAUCAAAUCAAUGAAAGAAAGAAUUAAAACAUUAGAAACAAAAGUAGAUGAAUUGAAUCAAACAUUAUCAAAAGUUUUAGAAAAAAAAUUAAAUCUUUUUAUUUUUAUUUAA